CUUGGCAGGGCCCGGCCCGUUGUCCACGUCUCCAGGAACAUCUCCCUGACCCCCCCCAACAUCGACCUGGAGCAGAGCAACUGCCGGCACCAGGAGGGGAUCUGCGUGGACGUCCAAGCCUGCUUCAGCUACACAGCCAGUCCUGCCAGCUACAGCCCCCACCUGGUGCUGGAGUUCGUGUUCGAUGCCGACACGGAGCGGCGGCGCCUGGGACACCCCCCCCGCGGAGCCUUCCUGGGCCGCCGACCCUCGGAUCCUGAGCAUCAAAUCUCGGGAACGCUGGAGCUGCCCCGGCAGCACUCCCGGGUCUGUCACACGGCCACCUUCCAGCUCCAGGACAAUAUCCACGACAAGCUGCGUCCCAUCGCCGUCACCCUCGCCUACGGCAUCCAGGGAGCCGGGGACAGGCGGCAGAGCCGGGGGGGGGUGCGGAGGACCCGGGGGGCUGCCCUGCCCCCCCUCUUGCCUGCCCUCAGCCCUCAGCCCCCCAGCAGCCACCGCACCGAGGUGCAUUUUCUGAAGCAGGGCUGCGGGGAUGACAAGAUUUGCCAGAGCAACCUCCAGCUGAGCUCCCAGUUCUGUGCCCGCCUGGGGGACUCCGAGUUCCUCCCCCUGCCCCGGGCUGAGGAUGGCACUGCCAUUUUCGCCAUGAGCGACCAGAAGGAUGUGGCCCUGGAGAUCCUGGUCACCAACUUCCCCUCAGACCCCCAGGACCCCCAGCGGGAUGGGGACGAUGCCCACCAGGCGCUGCUCACCGCCACCCUCCCCCCCGAGCUGCCCUACUCCGCCCUGCGCCCCUUCGACAGCCGAACCCCCUCGGAGAAGCCGGUGGUCUGCCUGGCCAACCAGAACGGCUCAGAGGUGGAGUGCGAGCUGGGGAACCCCCUGAAACGCGGAGCACAGGUUCGGUUCUUCCUCAUCCUCAGCACUUCGGGCAUCACCAUCGAGACCACGGACCUGGCGGUGCAGCUCGUGCUGUCCACGAUCAGUGAGCAGCCGGGGCUGCAGCCGGUGGUCGCCCGAGCCCGGGUGGUCAUCGAGCUGGCACUCUCUGUGACGGGCGUGGCGGUGCCCCCCCAGCUCUUCUUCGGCGGGGUGGUGCGGGGGGAGAGCGCGGUGCGGAGGGAGAGGGAGGUGGGCAGCGCUGUCAGCUUCGAGGUGACGGUCGCCACUCGGGGCCCCGUCCUGCGCUCCCCGGGCUCGGCCGCGCUCACCCUGCAGUGGCCGCUGGAGCUGCAGAACGGGAAGUGGCUCCUCUACCCCCUGGAGAUGGAGCUGGUGACCCCCCCGGGGCACCGCGCAGCCUGCAGCCCCCCCGCCAACCCCCUGCGCCUCGCCCUGGAACCACCCGGGGAGGAUGAGUCCUUCGAGGGGGCCCCCGCGGGGUCCUGGUGGGUGCCAGCACCCUCUGAGAGGAGGAGGAACGUCACGCUGGACUGUGCCCAGGGCACCGCUCGCUGCCAACCCUUCCGCUGCCCCCUGCCCAACUUCGAGCGCGCUGCGGUGCUGAGGGCCCGGGGGAGGCUCUGGAACAGCAGCUUCCUGGAGGAGUACCUGACUGUCACCUCAGUGGAGCUGAUCCUUCGUGCCAGCGUCUCGGUGACAUCGUCCAUCAAGAACCUGGUGCUCAGCAAUGCCACCACGCAGAUCUCCAUCUCCAUCUACCUGGACCCGGGGGUGGCAGUGGCCGGGGGUGUCCCCUGGUGGGUGAUCCUGCUGGCAGUGCUGGCCGGGGUCCUGGUGCUGGCCCUGCUGGUCCUUGUCCUCUGGAAGUUCGGUUUCUUCCGCCGGGCCCGCGCCCCCCCCGCCGUUCCCCGGUACCACGCGGUGAAAAUCCCGCGGGAGGAGCGGCAGCAAUUCCGGGAGGAGAAGACGGGAACCAUCCAGAGGCGCGAGUGGGCCGCCCACCCGCGGGACCCCGGCGAGGGCCGCAUGACCCCCAGCUCGGCGUAGCCCGGGGACACGCGUGGGACACGGGGGGGGGGGGGAAACGGAGCCCGUGGGGGACACGGGACGGCUCACGGGGCCCCACGGGGAGUGCAGCCCCACGAGGCCCACGGCGGUGAAGAAAUUAACGCAAUAAAAACAACGGCCCCUCCACGGCCCGCGUCCCGCCCGGCCUGAGGUGGGGG
Molecule: messenger RNA, 2132 nt
Organism: Calypte anna (Anna's hummingbird)
Lineage: Eukaryota; Metazoa; Chordata; Aves; Apodiformes; Trochilidae
Gene: ITGA7
Product: integrin subunit alpha 7
Exons: 16
Biological process (GO): cell-matrix adhesion; leukocyte migration; cell adhesion mediated by integrin
Cellular component (GO): external side of plasma membrane; integrin complex
Molecular function (GO): integrin binding
Source: RefSeq, a predicted model, not a curated record